Molecule: messenger RNA, 387 nt
Organism: Aspergillus steynii IBT 23096
Lineage: Eukaryota; Fungi; Ascomycota; Eurotiomycetes; Eurotiales; Aspergillaceae
Exons: 2
Coding region: 1-387 (128 amino acids)
Cellular component (GO): mitochondrial matrix
Molecular function (GO): L-glutamate gamma-semialdehyde dehydrogenase (NAD+) activity
Source: RefSeq, a predicted model, not a curated record
AUGUCAGGGGUAAAUGCCCGGGGCAAUCUGGUCGGACUGGCCAACUCCUGCGUGCCUCCCAUUCGCAUUCGCAACGAGCCCAAUAAUACAAGUCCCCUCAAACCCAAGCUCCACACAAUCAACCCCAUCCUUGUACUGCUCACCAAUCUCACACUACAACCAAGCCUCAACCCCCAGGUCAACGAAGCAAUCUGCAAAGCCCUGGCAGCCAACCCCGCAUGGGAAACCAUGUCCUUUCCUAGCCGGGCGGCGAUCUUCUUGCGCGCCGCAGAGCUACUAGCCGCCAAAUACCGGUACUAUAUCAUGGCGGCGGUGAUGCUCGACCAGGGGAAGCAUUUCUGGCAGGUGGAUAUUGAUGCCGCGGCUGAGACGGCGGACGUUUACUAG